AUGGCCGACACCGCAACUGCCCCUGCUGCUGACUCUGGCUCCAAGAGACCAGAAAAGCCCGAUGAAGCAAAGUUCAAGUCAGACCUUGAGCAGGCUGAGAAGGUUCACAAGAAGAACCAGGAAGAAUUUAAUGCCAUUCGCAACAAGUUGAACGAGGCCCGACCUGGCAAAGGUGGCUCUGCCAACGAUCGAUGGCAGCAACUUGUCGAUGAGCAAAAGGGUAUUCGUUCCAAGCAGGGCGAACACAAAUCUUCUCGUCAAACCCAGCAGACCAAAUACGAUGCCAACGAUCGGGAAAUUAAAAACCUCAUCACUCAGCAGAAGGAUGCUCGCUCCCGUGUCGGUUUCAAGAACGCUCAGGAAAUCGAACAGAAGAUUGCUUCUCUGAUGAAGCAAGUUGACUCUGGUCAGAUGAAACUUGUCGACGAGAAGAAGACGUUGACCGAGGUCUCCAACUUGCGACGACAAAUGAAGAGUUUCGGUGGCCUCGACGACCUCCAGACUAAGAUUGACGCAAAGAAAAACGAGAAUGCUGAGUUAAAGAAGACCUUUGACAACGCUGAGACAAAGGCCUUGAGCGACAAGUACGAGGCCAACCAGAAAGAAUUGGAUGAGAUCAAAGCUGGUCGAGACGACGUCAACAAGAAUUUUGACAAGCUGAAGGCUGAGCGAGAGGCUCUCUACGAAAAGCAGAACGUUUCCUGGAGGGCUAUCCAAGACCUAAAGGACAAGUACUACGCCCAGCGCAAAGAGUACAAGGAGUACGAGGAUAAGCAAUACCAACAACGACGAGAUCGUCAACGGCAGGAGCGUGAUCAGUACGAGAAGGAGCGCCGAAAGAGGGCUGCUGAAGCUCGUCUUGAGGAAGCUAGCUCUCUCGCCUAUAGUGAUGAGAUUCUCACCGCAGAGGGUAUCAUUCGUCACUUCGAUCCUUCCUACACCUCUACCGAAAGCGAGAAGGGUCCUAGCAAGUUUGCGGCCUCUGCUCAAAGAGCUGUCGAUGAGAGUGGGUUCAAGGGCAUGUCCGUCAUGAAGAAGGAAGAGGAGGACUUCUUCACUGGUGCUGGUGGUAAGAAGAAGGGCAAGAAGGGUAACAAAGCUGCCAACGAAAACAAGUUCAACUUGUCCAUCGACAUCAUCCAAGGUCUCUCCAAGCUCGGCGUUGAUCAGCCCAGCAACCAGAGCGAAGUUCCAGCUACGGUAGAAAAGCUCAAGGAAAAGGUCGCCUACUGGAAGGCGAACCAGAAGACGGAAACGGAAAAGAACGUCGAAAAAGCUAAGCAAGAAAUCGAAAGACUCGAGCAAGAAGCUGAAGCCGCAUCGUCCGCCGCCUCCACUGCUCCUCCAGCAAAACGUGGCCCUCGACAAGACCGUAGCAAGAAAGCCAACAUGAAAGACGCUGGCGUUGACGAUUCAGGCCGCGAAGUCAACGUCGACGCAGACGCCGUUGCCAAAGACGAGAAAGACGCCACUGCCGAUGUGGCUGAAGAGCUCAAGGCAACUAAGAUCGAAGAUGCUGACAACGAGGAAGUAGCGACCGCAUAG
This is a messenger RNA of Lithohypha guttulata, 1545 nucleotides long. It is a transcript of the gene BFR1, whose product is annotated as multicopy suppressor of BFA (Brefeldin A). The transcript has 3 exons. Lineage: Eukaryota; Fungi; Ascomycota; Eurotiomycetes; Chaetothyriales; Trichomeriaceae. The coding region runs from base 1 to 1545 and encodes 514 amino acids. Gene Ontology annotation, molecular function: mRNA binding. The record is from RefSeq and is a predicted model, not a curated record. Gene Ontology annotation, cellular component: ribonucleoprotein complex; nuclear outer membrane-endoplasmic reticulum membrane network; endoplasmic reticulum. Gene Ontology annotation, biological process: intracellular mRNA localization.